Messenger RNA from Capra hircus (goat), 3864 nucleotides. It is a transcript of the gene ABCG1, whose product is annotated as ATP binding cassette subfamily G member 1. Bases 231 to 2258 code for a protein of 675 amino acids. Gene Ontology annotation, biological process: cholesterol homeostasis; transmembrane transport. Gene Ontology annotation, cellular component: plasma membrane. The transcript is spliced from 15 exons. Gene Ontology annotation, molecular function: ATP hydrolysis activity; ATP binding; ABC-type sterol transporter activity. The record is from RefSeq and is a predicted model, not a curated record. NCBI's taxonomy places the organism in Eukaryota, Metazoa, Chordata, Mammalia, Artiodactyla, Bovidae.
GCGCACCUGUCGGUUCCGCUCCACCCUCGCGAGCCGGCCAAUCGCUGGUAGAGGGCGGGGCCGGAGUGGGCGAGUCGUGGGCGGGGCCGGGGCCCCAGAGCCCUUAGAGCUGGAGCCCGAGCCCGAGCCCGCUCGGCGCUCAGCAGCCGAGCCGGUGCGAGCGCAGCCUCGUGCCCGCCGCCGGUCCCCGCCGCCCGCAGCCGUGUCCCCGCCGCCGCCGCCCCCGGGGCAUGGCCUGUCUGAUGGCCACUUUCUCGGUUGGCACCGCCAUGAACGGCUCUUCAGGGAUGACAGAGCCCAAGUCAGUGUGCGUCUCGGUGGACGAGGUAGUCUUCGGCAACAGGGACACCAUGGAGAAGGAGCUGCUGAACGGACAUCUGAAGAAGGAGGACAACAAUCUCACAGAAGCCCAGCGCCUCUCCUCCCUGCCUCGGAGAGCGGCAGUGAACAUUGAGUUCAAGGACCUCUCCUACUCUGUCCCAGAAGGCCCCUGGUGGAGGAAGAAAGGAUACAAGACCCUUUUGAAGGGCAUUUCUGGAAAGUUCAACAGUGGAGAGCUGGUGGCCAUCAUGGGUCCUUCGGGGGCUGGAAAGUCCACACUCAUGAACAUCCUGGCUGGAUACAGGGAGACCGGCAUGAAGGGUGAGGUCCUCAUCAACGGGCUCCCUCGGGACCUGCGCUGCUUCCGGAAGGUGUCCUGUUACAUCAUGCAGGACGACCUGCUGCUGCCGCACCUGACCGUGCAAGAGGCCAUGAUGGUAUCUGCACACCUCAAACUCCAGGAGAAGGACGAAGGAAGAAGGGAGAUGGUCAAGGAGAUCCUGACGGCCCUGGGCCUGCUGUCUUGUGCCAACACGCGGACCGGCAGCCUCUCGGGUGGCCAGCGGAAGCGACUGGCCAUCGCGCUGGAGCUGGUGAACAACCCUCCAGUCAUGUUCUUCGAUGAGCCCACCAGUGGCCUGGACAGCGCCUCCUGCUUCCAGGUUGUCUCCCUGAUGAAGGGGUUGGCCCAGGGCGGCCGGUCCAUCAUCUGCACCAUCCACCAACCUAGUGCCAAGCUCUUUGAGCUGUUCGACCAGCUUUAUGUCCUCAGUCAAGGACAGUGUGUGUACCGAGGGAAAGUCUCAAACCUUGUACCAUAUUUGAGGGACUUAGGUCUGAAUUGCCCAACCUACCACAACCCGGCCGAUUUCGUCAUGGAAGUCGCGUCCGGCGAGUACGGCGACCAGAACGGCCGCCUGGUGAGAGCGGUCUGGGAGGGCAAGUGCGACUCUGACUGCAGGAGAGAGCCUGAGGGCGAUGCCGAGGUGAACCCUUUUAUUUGGCACCGGCCCUCUGAAGAGGUAAACCAGACAAAACGAUGGAAGGGGUGGAGAAAGGACUCCACUUCCAUGGAAGGCUGUCACAGCUUCUCUGCCAGCUGCCUCACCCAGUUCUGCAUCCUCUUCAAAAGGACUUUCCUCAGCAUCAUGAGGGACUCGGUCCUCACGCACCUGCGGAUCACGUCCCACAUCGGCAUUGGCCUCCUCAUUGGCCUGCUCUACCUGGGGAUUGGGAACGAAGCCAAGAAGGUCCUGAGCAACUCCGGCUUCCUCUUCUUCUCCAUGCUCUUCCUCAUGUUCGCGGCCCUCAUGCCCACCGUCCUCACAUUUCCUCUGGAGAUGAGCGUGUUUCUCCGAGAACACCUGAAUUACUGGUACAGCCUGAAGGCCUACUACCUGGCCAAGACCAUGGCGGACGUGCCCUUUCAGAUCAUGUUCCCCGUGGCCUACUGCAGUAUCGUGUACUGGAUGACGUCCCAGCCGUCUGACGCUGUGCGCUUCGUCCUGUUCGCGGCACUGGGCACCAUGACCUCACUGGUGGCACAGUCCCUGGGCCUGCUGAUCGGAGCUGCAUCCACGUCACUACAGGUGGCGACCUUCGUGGGACCCGUCACGGCCAUCCCCGUGCUCCUCUUCUCAGGGUUCUUCGUCAGCUUUGACACGAUCCCCACCUACCUGCAGUGGAUGUCCUACGUCUCUUAUGUCAGGUAUGGGUUUGAGGGGGUCAUCCUCUCCAUCUACGGCCUCGACCGGGAGGACCUGCACUGUAACACUAAUGAGACGUGCCACUUCCAGAAGUCAGAGGCUAUCCUGCGAGAAUUGGACGUGGAGAACGCCAAGCUCUACUUGGACUUCAUUGUCCUGGGGAUUUUCUUCAUCUCCCUUCGUCUCAUUGCCUACCUCGUGCUGAGAUACAAAAUCCGGGCCGAGAGGUAAAGUGUUGGAAAGCCAGAGAGAGGAACGUCGGACACCGUGGCCACGGGCCACUUCCAGAACCCUUGAGGGGCUCAAGGACACAGACACGCCUGUGGACCCUGAGGACUAUGUUGGGUUGUCAGCGGCCAACCAGUGCUGCACUUCGCUGCCCCACUGAGUUGGGUCUUCUCUCCAUUACCCUUUCUAGCUAUAACUAGGAAGAAGAUGUAGAAUGGUCUUUCUUUUUCACAUGCAGAAAUUUUUAAAAUACAACCCCUGAGGCAGAAUUUAAAACUGCCACAAAGUGGGUGACAAGAGGCUUCCUCAGCAGAAUUCUUCCUUCUGACCGGGGAGCUCUGGUUCUGCACGAGGAAUGUGGGCAGGUUCCCGGGGCCCCUGGGCAGUCAGAUGUCCAGGGGUGGAAAGGCGAAGCCAAGAGGGACUCCUUCCUGUGACUGGUAUUUUCGUAGUUUCAUCUUUCUACAGUUUGUCUCUUUUUCCAACGAGAAGUCGUUUUCCAAGUCAAAAGUUGAUCAAUUUCAUUCAUUUCCAGAAGCUGUACCUUUUUAGUACUUGGUGAAAAAAAUUAUUCAGGGUAAACGUACUUCGUGGAGAGACGUGAGGGGUUUGGCUUGAUCGCUGAGCUGGUCUCAUUUGCAGACAGAUCCUGGGAAAGACAUAGGUGCUGAUUGCAGGUUGGAGGAAAACUGUGGAACCAACCAUGUGCGCUAAGCCAGGCAGGAAUUUUUUAAAGUUGCACAGAAAGUUGUAAGGCAAAUUUGGCUAUCUCUUUCAAAAUCUUUUAUUUCCCCCGCGCUUCUGAUUUUCACUUAAGCAAAAUAUAUUGGGUUUUUUUUUCCCCCUAACUUUCUGAGCACCUUAAUUUUGCCUAAAAAUUCUAGAAGCUCAAUCCUGCUGAUUUUUUACAAACAUUUUCUCUUCCCUCACUUAUCACAUCAACUACCUCCACUGAACCUGGGGAUGCUGGGCUUAGAGAAAUUUAGGUGUGAAUGUGCAGGAUCUGCAGGCGUAGCCCAUGAAAGAUGUACUAACUGCACAGGAGGGAAGAUGCUGAGAUUUCCUGAGAAUCCAAGGCCUUUGUAAGAAACCGGCAAAAGCUGAGUGUGGCCAAGAUUCUGGAGCUCCGUCAAACUAUACCGAGAGCCAUGGGAGAUGCUGUGUCCCACAUCUGGUUUCCGUGGCAGCUCAGCGGCACCAUCAUCUUUUCAGUCUUUCCGGAUUGGAAAUGUCUUUCCAAUGACGCGAUCACAUAAGCAAAAUCCCUCUAGGGCAAGAGUCAUGGGCACUUCUGUAGGGUAAAUGGCCUUUGAAUUCCUGGCAGGAGCCUGUGUGCUUGUCGGAAUCAGUGUGGCCACAGGGUAGAAGGGGACUCAGGCCAAAGAAGGUUUCUGAAGGAAACAGAACUAUUUUCCCCUUCUAGAAUGCCGUGAACCUGGAAUCAGGGUCUCCGAGUGAAUCUGCUUUUUGUUGUAUGGAAGUUUGAUAAAACCCCUUACUGCAAUGGCCUGAGAUAACAUACGGGCUUCCCAAAGUGGCUCAGUAGUAAAUAAACUGCCUGCCAAGCAGGAGAUGAGGGUUCGAUCCCAGGGGCGGGAAGAUACCCUGG